Messenger RNA from Saimiri boliviensis boliviensis (Bolivian squirrel monkey), 1922 nucleotides. It is a transcript of the gene ACKR4, whose product is annotated as atypical chemokine receptor 4. NCBI's taxonomy places the organism in Eukaryota, Metazoa, Chordata, Mammalia, Primates, Cebidae. The record is from RefSeq and is a predicted model, not a curated record. Gene Ontology annotation, molecular function: C-C chemokine binding; C-C chemokine receptor activity; scavenger receptor activity. Gene Ontology annotation, cellular component: membrane; external side of plasma membrane. Gene Ontology annotation, biological process: G protein-coupled receptor signaling pathway; positive regulation of cytosolic calcium ion concentration; immune response.
GAAUUUCAGGAAAGCCUUCUUGGAUGCAAGAUAAAGGCGGGGUGUAAAGUGAAAACAAAAGUAGCUGGAGUUAGGUCAUUUGAUUUUACACCCUGUACUCAAGACUGCUUCUCUCUGCGGACUGCAACAGAUUGGAACCAUGUCUUUGGAACAGAACCAGUCAACAGAUUAUUAUUAUGAGGAAAAUGAAAUCAAUGGCACUCAUGACUACAGUCAAUAUGAAUUGAUCUGUAUCAAAGAAGACGUCAGAAAAUUUGCAAAAGUUUUCCUCCCUGUAUUCCACACAAUAGCUUUCAUCAUUGGACUUGCAGGCAAUUCCAUGGUAGUGGCAAUUUAUGCCUAUUACAAGAAACAGAGAACCAAAACAGAUGUGUAUAUACUGAAUUUGGCUGUGGCAGAUUUGCUCCUUCUAUUCACUCUGCCUUUUUGGGCUGUUAAUGCAGUUCAUGGGUGGGUUUUAGGGGAAAUAAUGUGCAAAAUAACUUCAGCAUUGUACACAGUAAACUUUGUCUCUGGAAUGCAGUUUCUGGCUUGUAUCAGCAUGGACAGAUAUGUGGCAGUAACUAAAAGCCCCAGACAAUCAGGAGUGGGAAAAGCAUGCUGGGUGAUCUGUUUCUGUGUCUGGAUGGCUGCCAUCUUGCUGAGUAUACCCCAGCUGGUUUUUUAUACAGUAAAUGACAAUGCUAGGUGCAUUCCCACUUUUCCCCACUACCUAGGAACAUCAAUGAAAGCAUCAAUUCAAAUGCUAGAAAUCUGCGUCGGAUUUGUAGUACCCUUUCUUAUCAUGGGGGUGUGCUACUUUAUCACAGCAAGGACACUCAUGAAGAUGCCAAACAUUAAAAUCUCUCAGCCCCUCAAAGUUCUGCUCACAGUGGUUAUAGUUUUCAUUGUCACUCAGCUGCCUUAUAACAUUGUCAAGUUCUGCCGAGCCAUAGACAUCAUCUACUCCCUGAUCACCAACUGCAACAUGAGCAAACGCCUGGACAUUGCCAUCCAAAUCACAGAAAGCAUUGCACUCUUUCACAGCUGCCUCAACCCAAUCCUUUAUGUUUUUAUGGGAGCAUCUUUCAAAAACUACAUUAUGAAAGUUGCCAAGAAGUAUGGGUCCUGGAGAAGACAGAGACAAAGUGUGGAGGAAUUUCCUUUUGAUUCUGAGCAUCCUACAGAGCCAACCAGUACCUUUAGCAUUUGAAGGUAAAACUGCUCUGCCUUUUGCUUGGAUACAUAGGAAUGAUGCUUCCCCCUCAAAUAAAACAUCUGCAUUAUUCUGAAACUCAAAUCUCAAAUGUCAUGGUUGCAACUUACAAUAAAGAAUGAGUCAGGGGAAGGGGGAGAAUAAAAGCCAAGAAGAGGAAACAAGAUAAUAAAUGUACAAAAUAUGAAAAUUAAAAUAAACAAUAUAGGAAAAUAGCAGUAUUGGGCAUAAGUGAAUAAAAACAAUCUGCUGUAAAGAAGAAGAGUUUCGUGGUGAUAGAAUAGUUUUGUAUGUUGGCUGCAGUGGUGGUUAUACAAAUCUACACAAGUGAUAAAAUGACACAGAACUGUACAUAUACAUUGUACCAAUUUUAAUUUUCUGGUUUUGACAAUGGGGGAAACUGGAUGAAGGGUACCCAGGAACACUCUGUACCAUCUUUGUAACUUCCUGUGAAUUUAUAAUAAUUUCAAAAUAAAAGAAGUUAAACAAACAAACAAACCUACUAUGCUAUAAGUUAGGCCAUCUAAAACAGAUUAUUAAAGAGGUUCAUGUUAAAAGGCAUUUAUAAUUAUUUUUAAUUAUCUAAGUUUGAAUAUAAGAACUAUUUCCCUGCAUAAUUGUAGUACUUGAAUAACUAUGCAGCAGAACUCUAUCUUUUCUUUUCCUGUUUUGUUGGUUUUAAGUAAUUUUAUAAAAUCCACCUCCUCCAAAACAACAACAGCUAAAA